AUGACAAGCCUGUCGAUGUUUAGUGGCUGCCCUCUUUCUUGCGUCAACCCCGGGGAGAGCAAUACUGAACCCAGCGUGGUGCUGCCACCUUUGGCAGGGGAGCACAUGGGGCACCCCACCGGCAGUUCCUUAAAACUCUGCCCCUCGCACAAUCUGCGAGACUACCCUGAGACGAGGGCCCGUGCAUAUGUUGACCAUUCGGUUCCCCAUCUUUCAGACACGGGAUACACCAGCCACCGGUUAGAACCCAGUCCUAGGGGCAUUAUUAUUGGGACAAAUCUGUCAGGACCAGGCAUGCCACCAGUCACAGAUCAACUGGCAUCAAGAUCUAACCAGCAUGGCACGACUGGAAGGUACCGUGACCUUCCCAGCUAUAGGGAUGGCAGAAGCCACGCUUUUUUCACGGCAUACCACGAACAGGCCAACGGCUCCUCCGACACUGCUCGUGAUUUCAGCAGCCAAGUAAUGCUGGGACUCUCCGGUGAUAUCCUCUCGAGGGUUCACCCCUACGGCCAAACGAUCAGCGGCCCGAGGGGCAACGGCCAACAACUUGUCACCCAAUUUCUGGGUCUCUACAAACCGCUGAACAUGGCUGUGCAGCGAGGAGGAGGCGACGCCUUCCUCAGGUGCUCCAGGCAAAAUCCCAACAACGAGCUGGUGUGCAAAUGGAGUGACAGCCAAGUGGGGGCCGGGAAGCAGCCCUGUGCCAGGACUUUUGGGACCAUGUAUGAACUUGUCACCCAUGUCACGGUGGAGCAUGUUGGCGGACCAGAACAGACCGAAUACGUUUGUCAGUGGGAAAACUGUCCACGGGACAGUAAGCCAUUUAAAGCCAAAUACAAGCUGGUGAACCAUGUAAGAGUCCACACAGGGGAAAAGCCCUUCCCCUGCCCAUUCCACGGAUGUGAAAAAGUUUUCGCAAGAUCAGAAAAUCUGAAGAUUCACAAGAGAACACAUACAGGUGAAAAACCGUUUAAAUGCGAGUAUGAGGGCUGCAAUCGGAGAUUUGCAAACAGCAGCGACCGGAAGAAGCAUUCUCAUGUGCACUCCAGCGAUAAACCCUACACUUGCAAAGUCAGAGGAUGUGAGAAAUGUUACACUCAUCCCAGCUCUCUACGCAAACAUAUGAAACUCCAUUGCAAGGCCUACAUAUCCAAAGCCAACGAUGAGCGCCUGGAGGAUGGGGAACACCUUGCCGAAGCCAGGUCUCCUACAACAGAGCGGCAAGACGUGUCCUCCCCUCCCUCCACGAGGCGGGCUCCACCACCUGCCUCUUCGCAAGGGUCCCUCUCCCCCGAGAUUCGAAACGACACGUCUCUGAGGUCACGUUUCCAUCACACGUUUGACAGCAGUUUGGACUACGCGACGCAUAGGUCACAGGCCCUCUUGGACCCUUUGUUGAUACAGCGGAGCAAUUACAGGCCCGAACCCUCACAAUACCCUUGCAACCAAACGAGCCACAGUUUUACUCAAGGACACAGGACUUUUGCAAAUAGCUCCCCUUUCCAGAAGAACAUUGUUAACGGCUGGUAUACCUGUCACAGUGGUGUGGACACCUUCUCGUUAAAACAGUGUAACGAGGACAUGUCAUCAGCCUAAUUUCGAUAGCCAGGCUGCUAGUCAGGCUGCCAUUCCCCGAACAGGUACCCAAGCUAUAUGUAGCCCAAAUUUCAAUUUGUCCUCCCAUUUCAAAUCACAAAUAUUUAUAAUAGCCUAUAGUGUACGUUGUGGAUGUAAGCUUUAAAUGUUAUAAAUGGCACUGUUUCAGUGUUGUGGUGUGCUCAGUUGGCAUUAUAGCAUAUGCAACGAAUGUCCCGUCUAGUGGUUCAAAAAGAAAACAAGUGGCCAGCAAAGGUGUAAAUCUGUAAUAUUAUAUACAAACAGUGUAGUCUGUUGCAAAUAUGACCCAUGUUUAUGAUCUGCUCAAUAACCAUAUAGACAGAAGACUAUAGUAGAAAUACGUUAUAUUACCUAGUGAUUAAAGUUCUUGGAUAAAAGAAAGCGUACAAUUAUUGUUCUAUGAUAUGUGAUGUUGAAAAGUCAAAAGAGUUGUUUCGAAAGCUGUGAACAUUUUUCUUCCUGUCAUGUCCAAUUUUGACGCCUAUCAUCAUAUUGUAAAAAGAAUGUUAUUUAUGUCUAAUUCUUGUUGAAAUCGUAAUUCAAAGGUAACCUAUUUAGGAUAUCGUGCGUUAAUUUAUUAUUAUUUUUUUCAAGUCACAUUAAACAUCACAUAAAAGUAGUGUGAAUUACGGGACCUGCGAGGCCUCACUAUUUUCCUCCCAACAUAGGGUGGGGCGUGAAUGUCUCCUGAUGCCUUUUCCCAAGAUGCCCCCGUCUUUUUCUUUCUUUUAAUAGUUAGUCUACAUGGAUAGGCUAUUUCAUAUAUCUCUGCAGCUCUUUUUGGAUCGACUGAGAAGCCAAUCUACAGUCUACUUGAUAAGAAUUAAAAUGUUUAAUUAAAAUUCUACUGUAUAUACUGUAACAUUAAUUAUGCAUUCAAUAUUCCAUUAAAGUGUCUCCAUUCUCUUUGA
Messenger RNA from Sardina pilchardus (European sardine), 2531 nucleotides. It is a transcript of the gene zic6, whose product is annotated as zic family member 6. Lineage: Eukaryota; Metazoa; Chordata; Actinopteri; Clupeiformes; Clupeidae. The transcript has 2 exons. Gene Ontology annotation, molecular function: DNA-binding transcription factor activity, RNA polymerase II-specific; RNA polymerase II cis-regulatory region sequence-specific DNA binding. Gene Ontology annotation, cellular component: nucleus. The record is from RefSeq and is a predicted model, not a curated record. The coding region runs from base 1 to 1599 and encodes 532 amino acids. Gene Ontology annotation, biological process: regulation of transcription by RNA polymerase II.